This is a messenger RNA of Antechinus flavipes (yellow-footed antechinus), 3145 nucleotides long. Its product is annotated as zinc finger and BTB domain-containing protein 4-like. NCBI's taxonomy places the organism in Eukaryota, Metazoa, Chordata, Mammalia, Dasyuromorphia, Dasyuridae. The record is from RefSeq and is a predicted model, not a curated record. The coding region runs from base 196 to 3006 and encodes 936 amino acids. Gene Ontology annotation, biological process: negative regulation of transcription by RNA polymerase II. The transcript is spliced from 11 exons. Gene Ontology annotation, molecular function: DNA-binding transcription repressor activity, RNA polymerase II-specific.
UGUUCUUGGUCAUGAACUACAAGCCUAGAAUCAACAUUUCUUGAUCUUGAUCUUUGACUCUUCUCCCUUCUCUGGAGAGGGAACAGAGCAGUUGUUCUUCUGACCCCUCUUUAUGUGUAGUAUGAAGGAAGUGGGAAAAACCAUACCAAGCUGUUAUGUAGAUUCUGGGAAUUGCAAAACUAGUCCAGGUGCCUCAUGUGCUCAUUCUCUUUCAGCAGCCCUCCAUCUCUGGACCUUGACUUUCUCCCAGAGGGAAAUUUAGAAGAAGAAAUGGCUCCUGUGUUGCUGACAGCCAAGCCUCAGGAAUCUGUGUCAUUUAAGGAUGUGGCUGUGAACUUCACCCAAGAGGAGUGGCAGCAACUGAACCCUGCCCAGAGGGACCUCUACAGAGAAGUAAUGUUGGAGAACUAUAGAAACCUCAUUUCACUGGGACUCCCCGUUUCUAAACCUGAUGUGAUCUUCCAGUUGGAGCAAGGAGAAGAGCCGUGGAUGCUUGAUCUACAAAGAAUUGAAGAGGGAGAGAUCUCAAGAAACAUGUGUCUAGACAGGAAGAGUAAACCUGAGACCGAGGGGUCAGCUCUAAAGCAGAUCAUUUCUAAAGAAAUAAAAUCAUCAGGGACAUUAAUAGAAAGAUUUACAAGAGAAAUAACUGUACCUGAGAUUAGAUUGGAGAAGAAAAGAGAAAACUCUGAAAGGAAGAUAAGUAGAAAAUCUGUUUCCCAUAAGAGGAAUCUCAAGAAAAUGUCAGUUAAUGACAAAAAGAAUCCCAGUAAGGAGAAAGGCCCUGAAUGUAAUAUAUGUGGGAAGACCUUCAGACACAGAAGUAGUCUUCGGAGACAUCAGAUUACCCACACAGGAGAAAGACCCUAUGAAUGUAAUGAAUGUGGGAAAGCUUUUUUUGACUGUUCAUCCCUAACCAUACAUGAAAGAAUUCAUACUGGAGAGAAGCCCUAUGAAUGUGAUGAAUGUGGAAAAGCCUUCUUUAACUGCUCAAAUCUUACCAGACAUCAGAGAAUACAUACUGGAGAGAGUCCCUACAAAUGUAAUGAAUGUGGGAAAGCUUUCAGACAUAGCAGUAGCCUUAGGAGACAUCAAAUGACUCACACGGGACAAAGACCCUAUGAAUGUCAUGAAUGUGGAAAAGCCUUCUUUGAUCGUUCAACUCUAAUCAUACAUGAGAGAAUUCAUACUGGAGAGAAGCCCUAUGAAUGUGAUGAAUGUGGGAAAGCCUUCUUUGACAGAUCAUCUCUUACACAACAUCAGAAAAUCCAUAGUAAAGAGAAACUCUAUGAAUGCAAUGAAUGUGGGAAAGCUUUCAAUUUGAGAAGGCACCUUAACCGACAUCAAAUAACUCAUACUGGAGAAAAACCUUAUGAAUGUAGUGUAUGUGGGAAAGUUUUCAGUCGCAAAUCAUCUGUUAUCCAGCAUCAACGACGCUAUCAACGCUGGCCUCGGGGCCGGGCGGGCGGGCGCGGCAAUUGCGCGGGGUUGGACCGGGCUGAGCUGCGCAGGACGGCCGCUGCCGUUGCUGCUGCUGCCGGGAGGAAGAGCGCCGAGUGGCCGGCUUUACGGCUGCAAGCGAACCAGCUAACCCUAGAGACUCUCACGAAGGACCCAGAACAGGAACCGUCCAUCGCCUUCGGUCAUGCAGAGAUAACUGCGCACUGCCGCUUCCGUUUCGGUGCCUUUGGUCCCUCGUGGCACAUUCAGUGGUGGCUGACAACUACGGAGCGGGCCCCUAGAGGGUUUAUUGAGAUUCCCUUGGCAGCCGCUCCGCCUCCUUCCUCCGACCCUGAAGAGCGCUUUUGUGCUAACUCAUCUCAGACUCAUUCUGGUCCUUUGUCAGUAGCUGGACUCUCACCUGUAGUGUAUUGUUUGGGCAUGGGAAUGCGGGAGGGGGGAGACACUCUUUUAGGCUUAGUGUGGUUCCAGCAUGGGGUCCGUGGCGGCUCGGGGCAGAGAGCCGGUUUCUCUGGGUCCGGGCGAAGAGGGUCACCUGGAGAGGAAUUGGUGACAUUCAAGGAUGUAGCUGUGAACUUCACUGAGGAAGAAUGGAGGCAACUGAGUUCUGUUCAGAGGGACUUGUACAGGGAUGUGACAUUGGAGAAUUACAGAAACAUAAUCUCACUGGGUCUUUCCAUUUCUAAACCUGAUGUGAUUCUCCAGUUGGAAAGAGGGGAAGAAUCAUGGAUAGUGAAUCUAAAGAGAACUGCAGAGAGAUCGAUCCCACCACAUACCUCUACUGAUUGGGAAAAUAGGCCUGAGACUCAGGAUUCAACUCUAAAACACAACAGGUAUGAAGAAGUAGAAUCACCAGAGAUAUUAAUGGGAAAAACCAGUGGGGACAUUCCAGUGGAGCUUGUAUUUGGAGGAAUUCGUGUACCUGAGAGUAGAAGGGAGAGGCAAAGGGGAGACACUUCAGGGGAAACUUGGAAAAAAACUUUCUCCCAAGAGAAAGGACAAGUUACUAUGACUCGCAAGAAAACUUCCAAGAGAGGGAGAGUCCAUGCAUGCAAUGAUUGUGGCAAAACUUUCAGUCACCAUUCAGCCCUUGUUCGUCAUCAUAUAAUUCAUAUAGGAGAGAAACCUUAUGUAUGCAAUGAGUGUGGAAAAACUUCCAGUCAUCACUCAGCCCUUAUUAGAUAUCAUAUAAUUCAUACUGGAGAGAAACCCCAUGAAUGUCACAAAUGUGGGAAAGCCUUCUUCAUCCGUUCUUCCCUUAUUCAACAUCAAAAAACUCAUACUGGAGACAAUCCCUAUGAAUGUAAUAAAUGUGGUAAAGCCUUUUUUGGUCUGUCAACCCUUACUCGACAUCAGAGGACUCAUACUGGAGAAAAGCCCUACCAAUGUAAUGAAUGUGAAAAAUACUUCUUUGAUGGCUCAUGUCUUACACGACAUCAGAGAAUCCAUACUGGAGAGAAGCCCUAUGAAUGUAGUGUGUGUGGGAAUGUCUUCAGUAGCAAGUCAUCUAUCAUCCAACAUCAGCGACGUCAUGCUGGUGAAUAAAUGGGGAGAUAUAACGAAUUUGGGGAAAUCUUUAGUCAAAGGCUGCCACUUUGUUAAAUUCCUAACAAUCAAGUUGGAACCAGACAUUUCAUAAAGUUUUUUAAAAGAUUUCCUAUAUUAAAUCUAUUGUUUGAACUGC